ACGACCUGCCGGAACAUGUACAUAGCCUGAUUACCCUUUUACUUUAACCUAUACUUAUUAAAAAAAAAAAACACACACACUAUAUCUAGUUAUCUGUGUCAGUCAUUACAAAUAAAUAAAUAGACAGUUGUCAACGUCCGCAGGUUUUGUUGUCAAAUAUUUGUAACAGUUUUGACACUGCUAACCAGGUAAUCCAAUUGUUUCUCAUAGAGUGCAACCAAAGAGCAGAGAAUGCGAUCAUCAAUUUUCCUGGUGUGUUAUUUGGCCUUAGCGUUUCUAGUACAUGAUGCUUCUUCGACACUAGCCAAACGUGCGUGCGCGUGUCAGUGUAAGCCCAAGACCACUGCUGCUCCAUCGACAACAACGCCAUCUAGAGCUACCACAACCCCAAGACCAGCAACGACAACUAGACCAACCACAACCACCACAGUACAACCGUGUCAGAAGAGAGCCAAGUCUGAUAUUUGGUUCAUACUGGACGCUUCCAGCAGUAUUGGAUUGACCAACUGGGCUCAUCAGACGAAAUUCGCAGCGGACAUCACUCAAGCUUUUACCAUUGGAGUCCUCGACAUUCUAUUUGGUUGCUUAAUUUUUAACUAUGACGUCACGAAGAUAUUCGACCUGAACACCUAUUUAGACAAGACAUCUCUUUACAAUACUAUCCGAGGUAUCCAAUAUCCCACUGGCCAGGGUACUUUUACUUACAAAGGUUUUAAGAAAAUACGAGAAGAUGCCUUGUUCUCAGCUGCUUAUGGUGGCAGAGCUACGGCCAGCAAGAUCGUUAUUGUCAUGACAGAUGGGCAGUCGUCUGAUAAAGCCAAAACUAUUGAGGAAGCAGAACUGUUGAAAAAAGAAGGAGUUGUCAUUAUAGCAGUUGGCAUCGGGAACGCUGUUGACAGCUCUGAGCUUCAAGGGAUGGCCAGUGAUUCAAGUAAAGUGUUUACAGCUGAGAAUUACGAGUUACUGGACGUCAUCAAGAAUAAACUUGUUAAUUUUACAUGUGACAAAGCCAGUGGUCUCUAGAGAGCUCUGACACAACAUGAAUUCGUUGUAAUAAUAAUAAAAUUAACAUUAUUGGGGCUAGUACAA
Biomphalaria glabrata is the source of this 1089-nucleotide messenger RNA. Its product is annotated as collagen alpha-5(VI) chain-like. Lineage: Eukaryota; Metazoa; Mollusca; Gastropoda; Planorbidae. The coding region runs from base 232 to 1023 and encodes 263 amino acids. The record is from RefSeq and is a predicted model, not a curated record. The transcript has 6 exons.